AUGAACACCGCUGUGAUCCAGAUCAAGUUCCUCCUGCUCUUCCUUAGCGCGCUGAUGCUGGCCGUGGACCUCACCCUCUUCUGCUUCGUCCAGUACAACAUCCUGCACAUGAGCGUGUUCCAGCCGGAGGCGGCCGUCCAGUCCGCGCACAUAGCCGCCGAAGUGACCACCAUGCUCAACUGCAUCAUGUGCUUCGCCGACUGCUACGUCACCUGCUUCGAGCGGGCCCACAGCAGGCGGCACGUCAAGGCACUGGUCUGCGCCGUCGUGUCCGUCUGCAUCUUCAUGUCCAACACGGCCUCUUACUUCUACAUUGCCGGCGGGAAGUACCAAUAUGCCAUACCAACGAAGAAUAUAACGGCUUUUAACCCAGACAACAUGCAGGACAUUUGGCUGGAUGAGAUCCACGCCUACCUGUCAGAAUACGAAAAUUCUAGAAACGCAAACAAGACAAAAGCGAACUCGUUGAAAUACCUGGUGACGCUGGACUAUUUCCAGCAAAUUUCCCACUGCUGUGGGGUCAUCAGCUUUGCUGACUACACGACACUCGGGGUUCCCAUUCCGAAGACCUGUGAGUGCGGCACACACGAGAGCAUCCUGCACUCCUGCACCCGCGGCAAGAAGACCUCGACCGGCGGGCGGUCAUUCGUUGGUGGCAUGAUCGACAUGACCCAGUGGCGGAAAUACAUGGGCGGAGGGUCACCCUCUGACCCCGCCGAGGACGACCGCGAAUCACGCGGAGGGGACGACGAGUACCAGCUGAAAAGGGAGGUGCACGAGGACGGCUGCGAGGAACACCGCAUCAAGUACGUGCACGUGCUGAGCGUCCUUCUCCGGCUGCUCGUCUCCAGCAACUCGCUCAAGUUCAUCUCCAUCAUCAUGAUUCCCAUUCCCUGGCUGUACGAGAAGUGAAAGUGGGGAUGAUGACGUUGAUGGCAUGCUGAUGCUGAUGUUGAUGCUGAUGCAGCUGAUGCUGAUGCUGAUGCUGAUGCAGCUGAUGCUGGUGAUGCUGCGGCGUUGCUGACGGUGAUGUGAACACGUCAUCACUGUGAACGCCAUGCGCUGGCUUCACUAGGAAUGAUCGUGAUGAUUUCGAGUCACGAUGAUGAUGGUGAUGAUGAAGUUGUUAUGAUGGUCGCGGGACACCGCUGACUGGGAUGCAGACGCACCAUCACCGCGAUGUCAUUCCAACCCGUACACCGUAUGACAGCUGAUGGUUGCCAUGACGACCGCCGCUUUCGCGAUGUGAACACGACUCUGAUGGUGGCCUCACUGUGAGAGCAGGGGUGGCGACCAAGGUGUGGUGUUGUGGUGUGACUUACCUGUGAGCAAUGCCAGACUGUGGUGAAGUCUGACCUUUCAGCCUGCAAACCAGUCUGAACUCCGCGUGUCGGCGGUGAACGACCAAUCAUGAUCAAGACCUCGUGCGAAUCAUCCAAAUCACUGCUAAUUAUUUAGCAGUUUGCGUGCGUUUUUUGGACAAACCUAUGACAUUUCCGCGUGCGAUGUAACGCAAGCGACGCAUUUUAUGUCCGAACGCAUAACUUAGGCUCGAUUUAAUGAUAGAAACAGCGUAAUCACGAAAAGUUUAUUGG
Pollicipes pollicipes is the source of this 1595-nucleotide messenger RNA. RefSeq lists its product as uncharacterized. The coding region runs from base 1 to 912 and encodes 303 amino acids. Gene Ontology annotation, cellular component: membrane. The transcript has 6 exons. NCBI's taxonomy places the organism in Eukaryota, Metazoa, Arthropoda, Thecostraca, Pollicipedomorpha, Pollicipedidae. The record is from RefSeq and is a predicted model, not a curated record.